Messenger RNA from Macadamia integrifolia, 1572 nucleotides. RefSeq lists its product as uncharacterized. Gene Ontology annotation, molecular function: nucleic acid binding; RNA-DNA hybrid ribonuclease activity. The coding region runs from base 1 to 1572 and encodes 523 amino acids. The record is from RefSeq and is a predicted model, not a curated record. NCBI's taxonomy places the organism in Eukaryota, Viridiplantae, Streptophyta, Magnoliopsida, Proteales, Proteaceae. The transcript is spliced from 5 exons.
AUGGGCUCACAUAUGUUCUUGCCUAUGGAAGAUGUACCUGAAGGAGCUGAGAUAGGGGCAAUAUUGCUCUUUUGUGGGAACAGUUUAUAUGCUAGAAAGAGAAGAGCUAGAAGGAUGAAUAUCUGCUCUUACUGUGCUAGGAGCAACUGCAAUGGUUACAUCAGAGAUGGAGGUCAACGUUUUUCUGAAUUUCCUUUUGUUAAUGAAAUUCUGCACUUUCAGUAUGUUGAGUCUGUAGUCCUUCCAGCUGUCAAUGAAAAUUCUGAUUUUGAUACGGCAGGACAUGCUUUGCUGUCAUUCAUGGAGAGGUUUUCGGGAUACAACAAGAUCAGCAUGUAUCCUGAAGAUAUGGAAAAGACUGCUUUCAGCACCCGUUGGGGGACCUAUUGCUAUAAGGUAAUGCCAUUUGGUCUAAAGAAUGCUGAAGCCACAUAUCAAAGGGCCGCUACCACUAUUUUGCAUGAUAUGAUUCACAAGGAAGUGGAAGUCUAUGUCGAUGAUAUGAUUGUCAAUGUUCAAGUUGUUGAAGAAGGAUCAGCCCAUACGGUGGAAUUCCCAAUGUCAAGAAGCCUUCGACAAAGUCAAGGAAUACUUUUAAAUCCAUCAGUUCUUAUGCUACCAAUAAAGAGGAAACCACUUCUGUUAUGUCUGUCAAUAGGACAGUUCUCGAUGGGGUCCAUGUUAGCUCAGAAAGAUAAGGUAAAAGGAGUAGAACAGGCUAUCUACUAUUUGAGUAAGAAAUUCUUGGAGUAUGAAGUUCGAUAUACAUCAUUAGAAAAGACUUACACAGCUCUUAUUUGGGCAACAAGAAGAUUGCGACAGUAUAUGGUGGCAUAUCUUAUUCGCUUGAUUUCCAAAAUGGAUCCUAUCAAAUAUUUGUUAAAUCCUGCACUCACUGGUAGAACGGCAAGGUGGUUGUUAUUACUCUCAGAAUUUGACAUUACAUAUGUCAAUCAAAAGUCUAUCAAAGGCAGAGCAAUUGUGGAUCAUGGGUCUACACAUCCCACAGAAGAUGGAAAAUCAUUAGAUGAUGCUUUUCCAUAUGAGGAAUUCAUGACAGUUGAAGAAGAAAACUCUGUUAACGCAUGGCAAUUAUAUUUUGAUAGAGCAGCCAAUCAAAGAGGGUAUGGGGCAGGAGUGUUAUUAAUAACACCCGACGAGUUUUGUUUGCCUUCAUCUUUUCGACUUGAUUUUUCUUGCAUUAAUAAUAUUACUGAAUAUGAAGCAUAUGCAAUCGGUCUGAAGAUAGCUCUGACAAUUGGGGUAAAAAAGAUCCAAGUGUUUAGUGACUCAUCCAUUGUAAUCUGCCGAACUCAAGGGAAAUGGAAGACUAGAGAUGAGAAAGUGAAACGUUAUCAAGAAUAUCUGGAGAAGAUCUCUAAACACUUUGAAGAAAUCUCUUUCAAAUACUUCCAGAGAGAUAGCAAUCAGUUCGUCGAUGCUCUUGCAACAUUAGUAUCAAUGGUUGAGUGUAGUCCUAUGGCCCAAGGAAGGGAAAUACCCUAUGGAAGCAAGAUCAGGGGAAAAGAAGUUUCUCAGAAAAUUUGCCACCCAAUUCACAUUACAAGAUGA